ACUGGGACUAUAAACAACAAAUACCUUCUGGCUAAAUUUUACUGCGUUCAACGACUCACAAAAAAAACAUAAGAACAUUAUUUUGAAGGGGUUUUGUUCUUAUAGCGUCUUGCGCCGCUUAAUUCAGAAUGCCUGUUUUUUUAUUUGACGAGCAAGAUUGCUUAAACGGGGACGCGCACUCUGAGUUGUCAAGCGACGACGAAGUUGUUGAAGGGAUGGAUGGUUAUUCUGGCCCAUUGAGCUUUAAAAAUCUUUGCAUUUCUGAGGGAAACGGAAAAGAAGAGGAAGAUUCAAAGGAAGACACGGUUGAGUAUAAAUUGGGAGAAGAUGGAGAUUUUGUUUCAGAACGCAAUAAUAAUUUUGUGCCAGACCAUAAAAUGCAUCCGAAUGAUUUCCAUCCUAUUGCAGUCCUUGGAAGAGGAUCAUAUGGCAAAGUGCUUUUGGUCGAACAAGGACAAACUGGUCGGUUGUUCGCUCAAAAGCAAUUAAAGAAAGCAAGUAUAAUUCUUCGAGCUAAAGGAGUUCAACAAACUAAGAACGAACGCCAAAUCUUGGAAGAAGUACGACAUCCAUUCAUAUGUCGAUUGUACUAUGCCUUUCAAGAUUUAGAUCGUCUCUACUUAAUUCUCCAAUAUGCACCAGGAGGAGAGCUUUUUGCUCAUCUGGCUGAGCAGAGAAUGUUGCCUGAGGAAUCCGUUGCUUACUAUACAGCAGAAUUAACUUCUGCUCUAAUCCAUUUACAUAAGCUGGGCAUAGUAUACCGAGACCUGAAGCCAGAAAACUGCCUUUUAGACGCUGAAGGUCAUGUCAUGUUAACCGACUUUGGACUUUCCAAAGUUGCAGAAGUAGGCGCAAAUUGCCAUUCGUUUGUCGGUACAGAGGAAUACUGCGCACCAGAAGUUUUACUAGGACAACCAUAUGAUUACUCUGUUGAUUGGUGGUCAAUGGGUAUUUUAAUUUAUGACCUGCUUGUUGGGUCUCCUCCUUUCACGGCAAAUAACCAUAAAAAAAUCACGGAGAAAAUUGUUCGUACAAAAGCAAAUAUACCAUUCUAUGUCUCUCCUGAUGCACGUGACUUGAUUAAUAAAUAUCUUAAGAAAAACCCAAAGCAACGUCUUGGUGCUAAUAAUACCGCUACUGACCAUGAAGCCAUCAAGAAACAUAGAAUGUACAGAAAAAUCAACUGGGAAAAAUUGGAGAAUCGGGAAUUACCGCCCCCAAUUAUUCCCUGCAUAACAGAUCCCGCAGCCGCUGAAAACUUUUCAGAUGAAUUCACGAAAAUGCCAAUCUCGGUCACCCCUAUUUGUUCUGAUAAUCUUCCUGUUGGUAGUCAUUCAUCUGCUUUUCGAGGCUUUACUUACGUUGCUUCUCCUAAUUUUAUCAAUCAUAACUGAAUUCAACAUCGUGUUCAUGUUGCUCUCAUUGUUAUCGAUGAUUGUUCUUGCUUGUUUCUCGUUUAACAUAAUAACGAUGUUAGUAGCAAGUGCAACCAUAUUAUCUUAAUAUUAAAGAUUUAGGAUACAUGUUCUGAGUAUAAAUUGGACGUGGAACUUUCAGUGCCAAUUUUUCUUGGCCUUUCAUUUCUGUGAAGUUUUUGCUUAUAUAUCGUUCUUUAACUCACAUAAUCAUUCUCUGUUUUUUAACGUUUGAUUUUCUAAUUACUCUUUAAUUCAUACUUAUACAGCUAAUAUAUUAGAAAAUGAAAAUGAAUUUACGAGGGAGAAGCCAUUAGAGCUAAAAAUAGUCUACAAUAAAUCUAUACAUAUGGUUGUAAAUAAUAUACUUGCGAAAUAAGAAGUUUGAAAAUAAAAAUAACCCAAGUUGAUUUCC
Molecule: messenger RNA, 1830 nt
Organism: Schizosaccharomyces octosporus yFS286
Lineage: Eukaryota; Fungi; Ascomycota; Schizosaccharomycetes; Schizosaccharomycetales; Schizosaccharomycetaceae
Product: AGC/RSK/P70 protein kinase Psk1
Exons: 1
Coding region: 129-1394 (421 amino acids)
Biological process (GO): protein phosphorylation
Molecular function (GO): protein serine/threonine kinase activity; ATP binding
Source: RefSeq, a predicted model, not a curated record